GCCCGCCCACCGCGCGCCACUCCACAUCGGGAGCAGCGCGUGAAGAUGAUGCCAGCCAGAGAUAGAUGGACUGACGAGGGAGGAAAAAAAACCUGCACAGUGACACAACUAGAGUAAAAGAGGAGGCGGCUGAUGAGAGUGAGUAAAAAACUGAGAGAGUUUCAGAACAAAGGACAAAAAUAGAGGCAAGAGAACGAGAAAUAACCGGAAACCCGCUGGUAGCUGGUACCUUCCUACUCGCACAGAUGUCCAAGGCCCGCCCGGUGCCAGCUGAACACAGUUGACCGAGGCAGAGCACACAGGAAUGGUCACAGGAGUGGGGGAAGCUUCGGGGAACGGACACCGCUGGAGCUCUUCUCUCUGUGACUGACGGUGAGUUCAUUUUAAACUUCCUCCUCCUCCUCCUCCUCACAUAAAUCUGUCAGAAUUUCCUCUACUUUAAAAAAAAUGAGUCGCGAGAGUCAGUGUCUGACAUAAAACUACGGGUCUCUCCGUGCGUUUAUUUUCUUUUCAUACUGCGACAUUAGUCCACCGCUGCCAAUUAGUCACAGGACGCGCCGCGGGCGCGCACGCACGCACACAUACACACAAGCUGACAGCUCGUGCGUCAGAAUGGGCCAAGCGGAUUCCUCUCGCGUGGCAAAACCGGCAGAUGUUGCCACGCGCAGGCUUCAGAUAUAAGCUUCCAAAUUUUUAUGAUAGAUAGAUAGAUAGAUAGAUAGAUAGAUAUUAUUGGCAGUACUUUCAAAGACAAACAGCAGAAAAAAACUACAUUAUAAAGGCUGUAGGCUUUGACUUUAUUUGCUUUUUAUUAACAAUGAAGUUGCCACUUGGUAAAAUUGAUUUUAAAUUCUGUUUAAAUCUGAAAUUGUUGAAAAGCUUUCAUCACUUAUACUCAACUAUAUUGUAAUCUGUUUUAAUCCAUCCUUACAAAAUAUUUUAAACCACUUGAAUUUGUUUAUGUUUGCAGGUCAAUUACAUGAAUGUAAAUGGGCUAUACUAUGUGAUACUUUUGUGUUAAUUUUCCAUACGUACAUUCAGAAACUUCAUUUUUUUAAAAGAUAUUAAAUUGUCACAUAAUGUCAAACCACAGUUACGUGUGCUUUAUUUAGCACACAUCCCCCCCUAAUAAUUUUAGUGUUAGUGACAGCUACAGUAAUCCAAGAGUACCAUUCUUAAAUCUAAUCUAACGGUUAAUAGCUUUCGUUUUCAUUGCUCAGUGUUCAUAUUUUGUCCAGCUUUCCGCUGGCUUUGAAAAGCUAAUCUGUCCCUGGUAUAAGCGCAUUGGCUGGUUUGCCAUCUGGGCUGUAUUAUAGUGGAGAAGAGAAAGCAUUUGAAUAAUUGAUAUUAAGCUAUUUAUAGUGGGAUUAUUCUCUUCAUGUUGCACGGGGGGACCUAUGAACUGAUCUAUCUAUCUAUCUAUCUAUCUAUCUAUCUAUCUAUCUAUCUAUCUAUCUAUCUAAUCUAUUUAUCUAUCUGAUGUUUCAGAUUUCUUUUCAUGUGUUACAUUCAAGUAGUUUGUCAGCCCAGCAUCUAAAGUGUUGUGUGUGCUCGCGUUUUUGUCUACCUCAUACACCUCUUUUAGUCUGCAGUACAUCUGUCCAUUUAUCAUCCCUCCAUUUUUCUGUUCAGCCAGUGGUAGUGUAUCCAUCUGAAGUGGAUUAGGGGUGUUAUCAAAGCUAAGUAGGACGACUGUUCACACACUCACAUAUGCACACACACACACAGACACAGACACACACACAUAGCCUCAUACGUCUGUGCUACUCUCACUCCAUUUCACUCCCCAAGGACCAUUGACCAUUGUUAGCCCUCUCUCAAGCCUCUUUCGCUUUUGUGUAAGUGUGUGUGUGUAUGUGUGUGUGAGUGUGUUUGACGGUAAACACUCUGAUCAAACAGUGCUUAACAAGCUGCCUGAACUGAUAACAGAGAGAGGAGAGGAAGAGGGGAUGAGAGAGGAAAGAGGAAGGAAAAGGGGAAAGGGUUGUCAGGAGCGGGGUGAGGUUAGGUACUGACAAAAAAGGAUGAAAGUGCGAUUUUGUCUUCAUUAAAUCCUUAAAAUAAACAGAAAUUACCAAACAAAAAAGCAAAAAAAAGACGUUACAGACAUUUCCAGGUAUUGUGAAGAAACCAUCCUGAGUGUAGUUUAAAGUUGCCUUUUGUUAAUUCAUUUUCCAGCUAUCUUUAAAAUGAACCUCUCCAUUAAUACUCUCCAUUAGAUUUAUUAUUUGACCCCACGCCAAGACUAACAUGCAAGCGAAGUUAUCUUCCUGCUUUUUGCCUCAUGUGUUUUCAUCACUUUUCAAGCUUUCUAAAAACCCCACCACACAGUUGAAAGGAACAGGAAAAGCGGCUGAUAUGUAACAAAGAUCAUGAGCCAGAUGUUAACCUACUGCAGCACCAGCACACAGUUAUCCGCGCCUCCAUCUACUGACUUGCACCAAUGCCCUCCCUUUCUCAGUUAUGGUCUGUCUUUUUUAACUCUCCCAUGAAAAAUCAUCAGCUUUCUGAAAAACUCUGGGACAUUCGACAAAACAUCUUUGAAGUGUUUCUCUUAAAUUAUUGUCUUUAACUCUAUGUGCUUUUUUGCAGCUCUAUAGGACACUGCAGUUCAAUUUUACCAUAAAGGUGCAAGUGGCUCAGCUCCUCUGACAGAUCUGACACCUUUUUUACUAUCCAGGUAAGCAGGAGACACAGUCCAAGUGAGAUCAUGAUGUGUGUCUAUUAAUUGUCAAACACAGUGCAGCAACAGAAGCUGAACAGAAACAUUCUACUUUGUGUUUUAAUGUUUACAUAAGCCCUUUUGAUGCAUUUAAAUGAUUAAAAACAAAUUAGAAAAUACAGAAAAUUAAGACAUCUAUCUUUCUUUUAUAUGCUUUUACUCUAAGAUAAUGAAAAUAAAUGAAAGUAAAUAUUUGAUCUGCCUAUUACUAAAGGAUAAAAUGAUACUGAAGCUCCAGACCUUGCAUUACACAGCGUCAGUUCAAAGUGAGAUUGUAGUGUGAAACCUUAAGUAUGGAUGCUUAAUACAGUACAUACUAACAUAAGAAGGCAUGUUGUUUUUGGGCUUUAAUUGAUCAAAUAUUGGACUAUAACAGUAGAUACCAGCGAGUAGAUUUUGGAGCUGAAGACCGUCAUCAAAAGGUCUGCCAUGAGUUUACCGGUCCACAUGGCGUCACUGUGUUUGCCGAGUUGGAGCCUUCAAAGCAUCAGCUCUCUUUCAGCACAAAGAAAGAAACUGUCAUGAGAAAAGAGGACCCAAAUGCGGAACAAAAAAGGAUUUGUUUAAAAAUAACUAAAUGAAAAGCAACAAAAACUACUUAAAAUACUGAAAACUGAAAAACUCCCCCAAAACACAAGAAGCAUAAUCCAAGGAGCCAGAAAUCACUGAGGACUCAUUAGGGACACAGGCAUAGGCAUAGACACACAAACGAGCAACAGGUGUGGCUAACGAGACACAGGUGAAACUCAUUAGUGAUUAACAAAGGAGGGAAAACUAGGGAAGUAAAACCAGACUAGAAACACAAGGAAUUACCUACUACAAAAUAAAAGAGGAAACAUUGAGAACAUGAGGGAAACAGGGUCAAACACAAACCGAAAACUCACAAGACAGGAUCACGGGAACAGUAGGGAGCAGAAACACUGGGAGAAAAAUCACAAAGAUUACACACUCAUAUAACAAAACCAGGGAAAAACUAAAUUAACAGACCAUAUCAUGACAGAAACAGCUCUGAGGCUUCAUUCAAUCAUCACUACCGACUGCUGAAAAUGACACAGAAAUUCAAAAAGCUAUAAUUCAGGGCUAUUUUUCUUUUGUUGCAAGGAAACACAAUGGACAGUAUUUGGGAGGACUGUUUCUUUUGUAAAGAGCAGUUGUCACCAGAAAGUUGGCACAGAUUUUUUAAAUGUACAUUUGAUUAGAGCUCUGAAUGACACACACUAUUCACUCACCUUUGUGGUAUUGAGAUGACACAGAGACUUUGUCGACAACUGUUUAACAUUUUUUGGUCAAUAAGGAUGAGUAUAGAGGGGAAAUGUAUCUAGGGCUGGGCGAUAUGGCCUCAAUUCAAUACCACAAUAUAUUGAGCAGUUCACCAUGAUAACGAUAAAUGGAUGAUAACUACUCAACAAGCUGCUCACCCCCUCCCACAUUAACUUUGCCACUCCAGCUGCUACAACUUUUGAACCGACCUCCAUCUCCUCACCUGUCUUUCCCUCUUUGUUACGGACUGGAUGGGGUGGAGUCAUGUCUCUGACGUAGGACAGCAUCUUAAAGGGACAUGAGACCAUAGCCUACCUACACACACCCAGAACCAACUUAUUUAUUAAUUUAUUUUUUUGACAUUGAUUAACUGACAUGGGCAAAAUGACGUUGGUUAUUGUCGUAAACUUUGGUAUCUGUAUAUUUUCAGUUUAUCGCUCAGCCCUAAAUGUACUUAUACUUUUGUGCUAUUAUGGGUGAACUCACCCUUUAAGUUCAUUGAAAUGUCCUUCCUUGAAACAUCCUUGAACUAAGCGGAAUCAAUUGAUGUGUCCCAAAUUGCGUACUUCCAUACUAAAUACUUGGAUUUUUCAAAUUAAAUAUUCUAAGCAUACUAUGUACUCAAUCGCCUAGUGCUUGAGUUUCGAGGGUGCAGUGUUGUCCCAAAUCGCUUACUGCGCAGUAACACUCCCUGGAAAUGACGAAGUGAUUUCUUCUACGCCAGUUUGUCAGCGGCUAGCUUUGCAUCAGCUAAUUACCGCCACCUUUUGCCUGCGCUCGUUCAUCCACUUUUGAGGUAAAAUGAGCAACAAAAAUAACGUUCAUCGCUCAUUUUUACACCACGGGUAACGCUUCGGAACCCGGCAGCUACCAGCUAACUUUCUAAAGAACUAACUAGCAUUCGACUGUCAACUGUCACCGACCCACUGGCACCACAGCUGUCCACAGCCAUUUUUACUGAUGAAAUGAGUGCGGCGAGUGUCCACAGUUGGAUACUCAAAAUCUUGACCAAUUUGAGUACGUCAUCCGGGUACUUUUGCAUCCUCAAUUUUCGCAUACUAUCCAUACUUUUUAUCCAUUUUGCAUUGAGUAUACUCAAAAUUUUAAGUAUUUAGUACUGGAAAUAUGCGAUUUGGGACACACCAAAUGCUUUCUAAGAUUGAUGUGUCCUCUCUCAUCCAAACACCAGUUGUGGUUGUGUCUCACCUAUCUUUCUCCAUUCCUUUCUCUGUGUUUCUUCAGUGAUGGAUUCCCCCACAGAUCUUUUCAACGACUCUUCUCCACAGAUCCGUGCAUUUGCUCCCACUCACAGCUCCACAGACCUCCCUGGAGUUCAUUCUCAGCCCAGCACAGGUCGUCCUGCCUUCCGACCACCUGGCUUCCCCCUCAUCCACCAUCUUCUCCAGCCAGGUGGAGCCCCCAGGAGACUCGGAGGACAACUCAAUCCAAACCUGAGCGCACAUAGACAUCUGGGGGACACAGAUUUGGAGGAAGACAGAGAAGAGAGGGAUGAGCAUGUGGAGCAAGAUAUAGAAGAUGGAGAUGGAGUGAUGGAGGGAGAGGAGAGCUUGUUGAUGGUGAAGAAGAGGCACACUGAUGCUGCCCUGGCAGCUGAGUGGAGUCAAGACGUCUUGAAAGUGAAAAGGAUGAAGCUUGAGAGCCGAGCAAGAGACGGGGAGGCAGAGGAGGGAGGGAGGAGGCGUGAGGGAGGGAGGGAAGGAAAGAGGAGAGAACGGGAGGAACUGAAAGAACAGCUGGAAGAAGCAAGAGAGAGACUGCAGGCCCUGCAGGAGAAAGUAUGGAGGGCUUUUGGAGAAAAGAACAUGGCAGAGGAGGAGAGGAAGAAGAGGAACAGGUACAAAGAAGGAAGGGAAGGAAGGAGGCGAGGGGUGGGAUUGUUAGGGGAGGAAGAGAUCACAGAAGGGUUGUAUGACGAGGAAGACAUCGAUGGAGGAGAGAUGGAAAAGGAAACUUUCUCCUUUCUUUCAGUUUCUCCUUUCGACAGUUUUCACAGACGGAAAGAGGAGAAGCAAAAAGACAAAGAGAGGAGGAUGGAGAGAGGAAGAGGAGACGGUUUGCACUUUGAAAGUGUGAUGGAGGGAGCGGGGUUGUGGUUGGAUUGCGGAGGACUGAUAAGAGGAGACUGGCAAGGAGGGAUAGAAGAAGAAGGUGAAGAGGGAGGGCAGAAGUUCGCUCAGGCACUGAAACUGGAGUUGGGCAGCGCUGUGGCUCGAGUCAUCGAUCGAGUUCUUCGUCUUUACACUGAGAUGACAGAUUUCACUCCCUCCUCUCCUCCAGCGGCCAUUUCUUUCCUCCCAUCUGAUGGAGGGACUGACGGGGGCAGGGAGAGGGGAGAGUGGAUGGGACUCUUAGCUCGAGAGGAAGAGAAAAUGAGAAGGAAAGAAGAAGAGAAAAGAGGAGAGCAGGAUGAAGAGAAAGAGAAGCAGCUUCAAAAAUCUUCUAACGGGAACAGUCUGCCCCCGCAUCGCUCUGAACCAACAGAUCUAGGGAUGUCGUUAACUGUUCAGAGGUCACCUGACAUCCGAAAGGCUCAUCCACUCCUCGGCCCACCUCUCUCUGCUCACCUGAACCCCUCUCACCCUAGCCUCUCCCUUCAUCACCCCUCUCUUCCUCGCCCUCCUCCUCUCUCUCACCCUCCCCUCCUGCCUUCAGCCCCACAACCCAAGGACCCUCCUUCUUCCACAUCCUUCCAUCCAUCCUCAUCCUCCUCCUCUUCCUCCUCAAAUUCCUUCCCUCCACCUCCCCCGCCUCCACCUCCACCCCCUCCUCCUCUCCCUCUCCCUCUCCUUCACUACUCCAUGCAGCAGCUCUUCUCUCGCUCCCUCCACCACCCUCAGCUCCCGCACUUACCCCCGUCCCGCAAGGACUACCUGAGCGACCCCUUCUUGGAGUUCUCGUCUCACCCCUCCUCUCACCCAUCUUUCCCACCGCUCCCCUUACUUGGACACCUGGACCCCUCCCUCGCCCGUCACGCUCAUGCUGGGAGAGACAGGGAGAGAGGGAUGAGAGGGGAUGGAGGGAUCAGAGGAGGGGGAGGGUUGGAUGGAGAGCUCUACCUGACAGCUGGAGGAAUAUCCUUUUUUUUUUAGAAAUGUGGAAGUCAAAGUUAUGUGUUGAUGAUGAGUGUUUAUCAAACAGGAAACAUUGUCAUCCUUAACUGGCAUUAUGUCUACACCCAGGAGGGCUUGUCUCCAUGUCAUCUGAAGAAAGCCAAGCUCAUGUUUUUCUACACACGCUAUCCCAGCUCCAACACACUUAAGACUUACUUCCCUGAUGUCAAGGUGUGUGUAUCUCAGCACAGUUCUGCAUCAGUCUGUUAUCCUACAAUUACCUAUACUCAAUUCAAGCACUGAUAGAGUCAGUGUGGUCAGUAAGAGAACUGACAUGUAUAGUUACAGAGGAUUUUAAAGAGAUGCUUUUGAGCACAACAGCUGUAGUCAAAAGCACAGUCAUUCCUCUGUUUUCUUAGCACUGUCCUGCAUGUUUUGGAUGUUUCCCUGCUCCAACACACCUGAUUCAAAUGAUUAGCUCGUUAUUGAGCCAUUACAGAGCUUGAUAACGAGCUAAUCAUUUGAAUCAGGUGUGUUGGAGCAGGGAAACAUCCAAAACAUGCAGGACAGGGGGGCUCGAGGACUGGAUUGAGAACCACUGAUCUAUAUGAACAUCAAACAAAAACACAAGGGAGGACUAGGACAUUAGUCAAAUAGAAUAGACAUCAGCACAGUAGACAAAGCAGAUAGAAGCAUUCAGACAUACAGGGUAGAUUAUGAGUCUUUCCCAGAGGAUCUCCUUACUCCUUUAAUGAGUUUAACUCCUGUUUCCACACUUUACACAGACUUAAUGUUAAUAUGGAGUUUAAUAGUGGAAGGGUUCUUCUGAAGUCAGUGUAUGGUUAUUGCUUUCUUAGUUGUAGGUAUGAAAAUCUUGAAAAGAUAUGUGUCCCUUAACUGAGGCCUUCAGGAAUUUGUCCAAGGGUCAGACAGGUAAAAAAAAGUGAAGUGUAACAAAUUAAAAUUAAAAUUCAACUUUAUUUUUAUGGCACUUUUCAUACAAAAAAUGCAGUUCAAAGUGCUUCACAGAGGCGAAAAACAAUUAGCAACAAUAAAACCCAACCCUCCCAAUCACACACACACCAAUGGACCCACACGCCCCCAACGACACACACUCAUCCUCACUGGCUCACUCACACAUACACACACACAAGCGCACACAGUGUGAGAAUUUAAGAUAUAUUGUUAAAGAGACAUGACCUGACAUCGAGACGUUACAUGAGAGAAGAGCUGCCUCUGUGAAACACUGGAGAUAAAAAUAAAAAUAAAAAUGGUAAAAAGAAAGACUAAAACCCGAUGGAAUAAAACUAACAAAUAAAUAGGGUAAAAGAAGUUAAAAUCUUACAAUCAAGUAAAAUUAAAUUUUUGAAAUCAAAUGCUACGCCCUUUCCAGAAAGAUCUGAGAAAUGGACUAGACCAAAAGACAUGAACAUAACCUGGAGUCUCCCUCAAGCAAAUCUGUUUUGAACCACUUUACUUGGACUUAAAAGCAAAACACAAAUGUCAUUCUCACAGCACAAAUCUCACCAGAAAAAAAAGUUUGUGGACGUUGGUUGUAUUUGCCAUUUGGAGGCCAAAUUUCUGCUGAUAAUACAAGUUUUUCCUUUUUUAAUUUUUUAAAAUUUUUUCCCAAAAUGGCCUUUUACAAUCUGCUGUUUUCUUUUUAAUCAGCUUAAGUCUCUUGUAUAAUUUUCCAAUCAUGCCUUGUGUAUCUUUCGUGUUAAAAAAAUCUACAAAUACUUAAGUUAUUUUUGAAGGUCCAGCGAAACCAGAGACUCUUAAUUCGGUAUAAAAUAAAUAGUAGAUUUUAAAAUCCUGAGUCCAAAUACUGAAUAUCCACAUGCUGUAGAUCAAUGCUAGAAUUUGAUUCAGGAAUGAAAUUACACUAUGACUGAGCUCAAACUGAAGGAAAAGAAAGCUAGGAAUUGAAAUUGAACUUGUUAUUCAAUUGAUCAAAUCUAUUCUGUUUAUAAAGCACAUCUGAAACAACCAGCUUUGACUUAAAUGCAUUACAAUAAGAUAAAAGAAAGAGCAAGAGGUAUGGUAUCUGAUGGCACAGUUCUCUAGUAUUUUCACUAUUUAAACCCUUUUUUCCAUAGUGUAGACACAGUACAUAAAUGUUUUAUUAGGGCUUAAAAAAACAUUUAUAUAAAAUCUGAACACAAACUAAACUUACUGGUUAAUACAUCUUGCAGCAUUAUCUGUAAAUGUCUCUUUCAUUUUUCUUCCAAGUUACAGGCAUGAAGAUCAUGAUCAGUCAAUCUUAAAUCCAGAAAUUCCCCCCUCUGUCCUCAAUUUCACACACAACACUGAACAUUUGAGUCAUUGUUUGGUGGAGCACUUCUGAACUUACUUGUUUGCACACAAAAUGGUCAAAAUGCAGUUGUCAAACAGUGAUGUUAUGGUAUAACGUUAAGUUGUUUUUACCGACGGAUAACAAUUCAAGUGGGAUUCACAACAUAAAAAAAUUGCUCCUGUGUGACUUAUUUUAUGAUUUUUCACUUUUUACUUUUCUACUGAAACUAAACAGAUUUUACCAAUUUAACUCUCGCUGCUGUGUUUCUGUUGUCUAGUUUAACCGCUGUGUGACCUCGCAGAUGAUUAAAUGGUUCAGCAAUUUCAGAGAGUUCUUCUACAUCCAGAUGGAACGCUUUGCACGACAGGCUGUCCGUGAGGCUCUCAACCGGUUGGUUUAACUUGGCACUGACUCAUGUCAAAGUCAUUUUCCUCAAAAAUUUUCACAAUUUCACUCAGUUUUAUAGGUUUUAACUUCAGUCACAUAAGAUGAGUUUAAUUCAACCUGUGGUCUGGACCAUAAGGAUGAAACAAAUGAUAAUUCAUGUGAUAACUUUUAAUCUGGGGUGCUUGUCUGUCUCCAUAACCCAGGGAAGGUCCCCCUCGUCUGGGCAGAGAGAGUCAGCUGCGAGUGGGCCGUGACACAGAGCUUUACCGCAUACUAAACAUGCACUACAACAAAAGUAACGUCUACCAGGUGAGGACAGUGUCCGUGAGGCAUCUCUGUUUGCCACUAAGCCCUUUGGCUCUCUGAGUGUAUGAGAUCUUUGUUUUGACAAUGAUCUACUUCACAGUGUAGUGAAAAUAUGAGGGAGACCUUGAGUCUGAUUGGCUACAAUUGUUCUUUAAUGAAAAAAAAAAAAGCACUCCAAGGCCGUGUGUUUUUAUGUAUGUAAUGCCAAUAUAGGAAGUACAUCUCUAGCUCCUAAUAAGGCCUGAGAAAAAAAGGGCUUUAGUCAAAAACACCAUGUGUUGAGGUCUUUCAGACAGACAGACCGGCAGUUGGAAGCAGCUGAUUUACUGAUGUGUGGAGUUUGCAUUUUGUGGCACUAGAUGAAAGACAUGAUCAUAAAUGAUUAAGAAAAUAUUAUUUGUGAGUGGUCAAUUUCCUCUUUGUUGGUUGCCAGUCUUGAAGUACUACUAACAAGUUGUUGAUGUAAAUGGAUUACUGCUCAAAUUGGUAGAACUGUUGUUCUGGAUUGCAUCAGAUUGGUGGAGUUUGCUCUAUAUGAGUCAUACCAUAGACUGUAUACACUAUGGACAAAUUGGUUCCGCCUUCUGCCAGUAUACGAAUUUGAAACCAAAAAGCUCUCUGUAAUUCUGUGUUUUUUCUCCACUUCCUGAAACAAACAUUGCGCAGUAGCGUUGUACGCAUUUUGCACAGCCCCAUAAGCUUUGCUGGCGGAGGCAGGAUUUAUGACCCAUACCGCAGCCCAUAUGACCCGUCACCAGAGGGUGCUGUUUUCGGAGUGGCUUCACCCAGAUGGCAACUGGAUUAGUCCAAAUCUAGGACAAUUUAAGCCUACCAAUAAAACCCAUAUGGCCCGUACGGGGAUCGAACCCACGACCUUGGCAUUAUUAGCACCACGCUCUAACCAACUGAGCUAACCAGCCUUGAGAAGAAAGUUUGCGUAUGCGUAAAAAAAAAAAAAAAAAAAGAGGGGUAAAUCUGCAACUAUUGCAGUGAUUACGUUUCACCCCUGACCUGAGAUAACCACCAGCUGAUAGUCACUAUCCAGUUUGAAAAACAGUUGAUCUCCUCGUAUCUUGUACAGAAUGGGCUCUAUGCACCAAUCCACUACUUCCUGAAUUUAAGGCUGCUUCUUUAUUUCCUGCCUUACAUUAUUGGACAAACUGAGUAAUCCAGGUGUGUCAAACUAGUCACAAUAACCAGUCACACUUGGAUUAAUUAAUUUGUCCAAUAAUGUGAGAUAGGAUAUAGAGAAGCUGCCUUAAGUUCAGGAAGUAGUGGAUCGGUGCAUAGAGCCCAUUGAGUUGGAUAGGGAAAAAUAAAAGAGUAAUGAUAGCUAAAGCAACAGUUUCAUUAACCAAUUCUUACAUGGACGUUUUAUUUCUUUAUGGAGCAGUUUGUACAUUCUACCUUUGCCACAUGAUCCCUUCACACUUUUCUGUCAUGUCUUUGCAUUGCUCAGAAGUUGUAACUGUAUCACAUACUAUUGAAAAGUACAGUGGCCCGUACGGGGAUCGAACCCGCGACCUUGGCGUUAUUAGCACCACGCUCUAACCAACUGAGCUAACCGGCCAUGUGGUCAUAGUAAAAAUAGCCCAAUUGCAACGCAGUUCUCUUUCAUGACUGAUGCUUAUCAAUGUUGUACCUCUACCUAUUGUUCAAAGUUCUACUUAGUGCCCUAUUGAUAAGUGCCACUCUGCCAUAUGUGCAUGCGCAAAGACACAACAUACCUGAGGACUGUGCACCACUGUGACAAUGAUUGAUACAGGACAGACAUUCGCUAAUCUAUCUCCUUCUGCUACGAUUUAAACCUUUAGGAUAAUAAAUGUAAAUGGACUGAGAAGUGGUGUAAUCUUAAGUGAUUCAUAUCUGCAGGAAAAAAAUCAUGGGUUGUAAUACAACAUGUUUGGCUUUACAUUUUUGACUAACACAUGCAAGUUGGCAAGAGUUCAUGCGGCUCAUUAUCUGACCUUUUUUCAUACCACCUCAGUAGCGAAAGAAAUGUAGUUUAUGUUUAAUGAUUCAUUUUAAUUUAAUUAUUUGACUUUUUAUAGUAGGUUAGUGACCAUAGAUUACUAUUGCAUUAAGAUUCAAUUAAGACAUUAAAAAGCAAAUUUGAUUUCACGCUUGGGGCUAGAUGUGCAGAAAUAUGGUGCAGAAUAUGACUUUAUAUUCAGUAGAAUUUUACUUUUAAAGGUAAGGCUGUAAAGAAAAGUGUAAUCAAAUUUUAUACAAGGCCACACCGGCAAGGUAACAUGGUGACAAAAGGCAGAGAGCAGUCCUACGUGGUAGCUUUGGUCAAGGAAGUCCAAAGGUUUUAAAUUGUUGAUAAAAAUGCAGAGAUCUACUAGUUCCUACAGAGUUUACAAAUGACCUAUUUUGAGUUAAAAUAUUCAUUACUAUUCAAACAAUGUGUAAAAUUGCUUAAUGUACACUAUGGUAUUCAUUUAUAAACUAGAAGUCCUCGCUCCUGGAAAUCCUUUGACUGACUCAUAUUUGUGUUUAGGUUCCAGAGAGGUUUAUCGAGAUAUCAGAAGUGGCUCUGAGAGAGUUCUACUCUGCCAUCUGGACUGGAAGAGACAGCGACCCCUGCUGGAAGAAAGGGAUUUAUAAAAUUAUCUGUAAGCUUGACAGUCCUGUACCGGAUGCCUUUAGACUGCCUGGCUGUCCUGUUGGCUGAUGUUGGAGCCAUUUUAUGUGGCACAUGUAAACAAAAUGCACAAAUGCAUGCACAAAACAUACUGAAAAGGGGAAUUUUAUUUAAGUUCUUAAAUGGAGAGCUGGUGUGGAAAGAUCCAGUCUGUUCUGCAUUAUUUUUGAUCAUGAUUUAUUUGUUGUAAAAAAACAAAAAAACAAGAAAAAUUAAAGGACUCUUUGUGCGCAGGAAGAGGCACAUUCCUGCUUUAAUGGACAGACACACACAAGCUCUAUAGAAGACUAACACAUUGUAGGCUGUGUGAGUCUUGUGACUGCACUUAUUGAAGAACGUGACCGUACCGCAGAAUUAAAGUGGAAUUCCCUUUCCGAAAUUCUUCAUCCGUCUACUGACUUGAGAUAUUGCAGAGUUUCUACACAGGAUUAACAAAAAACAGUCAUAGAAUAAAGAGUUAAUGAACACUGAGCUGGAAUGGACAGAAAUACACACAACUUUGUGUGUAGUGUGCCACCAUGAGAUGUACUGUUGAUAUUUCUAAGCAUUCACAGUGAAAUAUGAUCCGCAUUCCUCUGCAGUAUGUUAUAAUUUACAGUCCCUAAAUGAAAAAGUUCUGCGUAAACCCCUUAGAAUUUAAAUAUACUACUUACAACUAUUUACCAAGCAGUCACACCAAGAGAACGACAAACAUAGACAAAAAAAGAAAAAACAUCCUGAGUCAUUACAGUAGCUCAGGAUUUAAAGUUUUCUGAGCGGUGUCCCUAAUCCGACUGUUUCAGCUUGUAGAUCAACAUUUUUGAAGAAAAAGUGCUGGAUAAUCUUCACUUGUGUUUCAAAGUUAGCUUCCAACCAUUACACUUCAAAUAACACUGUUUAUCUCUUUCAGGGCUGUUAAACAGGACUACAUUAGACGCUUGUCAUGAUUGUUGUUAUCUAGAAAUUGACUGUUGCUUUUUUGUCGGUUUUUUUUUUUAAGUUUCUAAAGUACUUCUUUAUUCAGUUUGCCCUGCAGCUUUUAAAUUCUAGACACAUGUAUUACACCGUGACAGAAAAAGAAAAAACUUUUAUAUCCAAUCAGGUUUAAAAAUCUUUGAGACAACAUGAGGAAAAAUUGUAAAAGAGUGAUACAUAAUUAACUGAAACUAUUUGGGGAAAUGUAAGAUUUCAGUUUCCUCUGUUUUAAAUUUCUGCGUUCAGUAUGAAAUAAUUUUAGAGCUUCUGUACAUUAUGGCACAUUGUAAUCAAAAUGUAAUAAAAGUUCUGCCAAGAGGGACACCAUAUAAAACAAUGUAUUGUUCUUUCCUUGCUGUACAGUUUCCAUCAAAAUCUGUUUUUGUAUUUCUCUAAAGUGAUGCUGAACUCUUAAGGCCAGUUUCACAUUAAACACUAAACCACUAUAUUUACUGUAUAUUAUGAAUAUUAAAAAAAAUCUCUGUUCAUUAAACGUUGGUUGAUUGAUCAAGAGCAACACAACUCUGUUGGACUGAGCCUACAUGUAAAGUAUUUGUGAUGUGUUUUUAAGUGCAUGUUUCCUAUAUUUAAAUUGCCUUUUGUUUCAUAAUCUCUGAUCAUUCUGUCGUUGCUUUUCUUUAUCUUAUACUGUACAUACUGUAUUCUUUAUAUCUGUGCCUAAUUCAAACUUUGGUGAAUUUUGGUGAUGUUGAAACUUAUCAGUGAAUUAAAGUGAUACGAGGCUUGUGGUGUGAUAUCUGGUUUCACACACACAUGCAUAGAACACACAAGCUCCCUGGUGUUCAGGUUCUGGUAGCCAACACUAAUGCCAUCAUACUUUAAGCCUUUAAUCUAAUACCACCACAACAUCUACACUGCCACAUCUACACACAGAUACACACAUUCUCACUGACACUAAUACUUGGAUGAUGGCUUUGUAAGAGGCUCAGCUCAGGACUAAGUCUAGGCACCUGAGACAGCAACACACACACACACACAAUGUCUGUGGUUUGUAACAAAAUUUCGGUUCUGCAGUGAAAGCUGCUGUUCUUUAACUAACAAGCUGCAUUAUAUCUGCAGUUAUUAUAUAUGCAGGGAAACUCUUUAUGCGUUGCUGCUCCACACACUUUUUCACAAUGGUAUUUUGUAUGAUGGUCACUUUAAAAUGAAAAUAUGUUCUUGCCAUUGUUUAACUCUGGCUCGGAGGACGACUUUGUAGUCUCAGAAGGCUGGCAACCUGACCAAAUUCCUUCACGUACAUGUGAAAGUGUACUUAGACAAGACACUAAACCCCAAGAUACCCCCAAUGGCAUAGCUAAUGGUAUGUGAAUACAAGUAAGUAAUAUUAGAUGAAACGGAUUGGCAUUAUACAAAGCAGCCUCUGCUGUCACUAUAUGAAUGUGAUGUGGAUCUGUGGAUGCACCAAAAAAUACACUGCAUCAUAUUGCAUUGUAUUGUAUCAUCUGUAUUGUAUCAUAUGUAACACCAAAUAAUACAACAUAUCACAGCAUUACAUAAUUUAUCACUAUGCAUGGUAUUUCACAACCUAUUGCAACAUAUUAUGCAACAUGUUGCAUUACGUGACAAGACGCAAUAAGUUGCAGCGCAAAAUGGCAUAGUGCCACUUGACAUAACACAGCUUGUCUUGAUGCAGCUUGUUAUAACACAGCUUGUUGUAACAAACCAUGUUGUAACACAAUGUUUCAUAAUGCAGCUUGUUGUAAUACAAAAUGUCGUGAUGAAACUGGUUGUAACACAACUUGUAACGCAGCUUGUAAUAAAAUGUAUCAUAACACCUCA
Messenger RNA from Xyrichtys novacula (pearly razorfish), 15443 nucleotides. NCBI's taxonomy places the organism in Eukaryota, Metazoa, Chordata, Actinopteri, Labriformes, Labridae. The record is from the annotation of a GenBank genome assembly.